This is a messenger RNA of Oncorhynchus tshawytscha (Chinook salmon), 2269 nucleotides long. Its product is annotated as choline transporter-like protein 1. Gene Ontology annotation, molecular function: transmembrane transporter activity. Gene Ontology annotation, cellular component: membrane. The record is from RefSeq and is a predicted model, not a curated record. The transcript has 16 exons. Gene Ontology annotation, biological process: transmembrane transport. The coding region runs from base 261 to 2237 and encodes 658 amino acids. NCBI's taxonomy places the organism in Eukaryota, Metazoa, Chordata, Actinopteri, Salmoniformes, Salmonidae.
GCCUCGGUCACAAGGAAAGUUGAACUCUUCCUGCUUUUUUACCUGCAGUAAAAAAGUAGGAUAUGCAUAUACAUCCUUGCGAAGUAUUCCAUAUUAUCAAUAGAGGCCAUGGAUGCAGCUGAGGGGAAGAGUUUGCUAAACAACUAAUCUGUUUAGAAGCGCAGUGUAAAAUACAGGCAAGGAAGUGAGGCGGGCACUUGAAACUUAAACGAUUGUUGUGUUUUGGGAGUUCCAGUCACUCCAUAAAUCGCCUUUUAACAAUGGGAUGCUGUGGCAGUUCAGAGCAAAAGCAGCGCGAGUGGAAACCAUUGGAGGAUCGAAGCUGCACGGAUAUUCCAUGGCUCAUCAUAUUCGCAUUGUUCUGUAUCGGAAUGGCCUGUAUCGCUGGUUUCUCCAUUUCCACGGGAGCUGCAUCCAGGCUCAUCUCUGGCUACGACAGCUACGGUAACACCUGCGGUCAGAAGAAUAGCAAGAUCGAGGGGGUCGAGCUCAGUGGCCGGGAUCAGACCGACAACAAGUAUGUCUUCUUCCUAGACCCUUGCAACAUUGACAUUCUGAACAGGAAGAUCAAGUCCAUGGCUCUCUGUGUGUCCAGGUGUCCAGACAUAGAGCUCAAGACGUACACUGACGUCAAAAAGUUUGCACUGCAAAAUGGGUCGGAGCUCUGCUCGUACGACAUCCCAGUCUCCAAGUAUCCAAGCCACGGAGAGAGAUCCAAAAAGUGCCCCAAACUCCCCGUGCCACCAAGUAAUUCUCUCCCCGUGUUCCACCGCUGCACUCCCGUGGACAUCUCCUGCUAUGCCCAGUUCGCUGAGGCCUUCGUCACCUUUGUCAGCGACAACAGCAUGCUGCACAGGGUCAUCGCCGGGGUGAUGGCCAGCAAGGAGAUCAUCAUGGGCCUGUGCGUGCUGGCUCUAGUCCUCUCCAUAAUCCUGAUGGUGGUGAUUCGCUACAUCUCUGUCGUGCUGGUCUGGAUCCUCACCGCCCUCGUGGUUCUGGGCUCUAUAGGUGGGACCGGGGUUCUGUGGUGGCUCUACGUGGACCACAAGACGAAUCUGACCGACCAGACUGCUACCUCCCCAACACCCCAACAGCAGGUGGCCACAGACAACGUCCAAGCUCUGCUGGUCUACGCCAUUUUUGCCACUGUCUUCACGGUGAUCCUGCUGCUGCUGCUGUUCUUCAUGAGGAAACGCGUGGCACUAACCAUCACCCUGUUCCACGUGGCGGGCAAGGUGUUCACUCACCUGCCUCUGCUGGCCCUGCAGCCCUUCUGGACCUUCCUCAGCCUCAUGCUCUUCUGGGUGUCCUGGCUCGGUGUGCUCCUCUUCCUCGGAACCGCAGGUAGCCCAGUGCAGAGUGAAGAGGCAGGGCUGGUGGAGUAUCGUAUAUCAGGCCCACUCCAGUACAUGGUGUGGUACCACGCUGUGGGCCUCAUCUGGAUCAGUCAGUUCAUCCUGGCCUGCCAGCAGAUGACCGUGGCCGGAGCUGUGGUCACCUACUACUUCACAAGGAAUAAAUCUGAGCUGCCCAUGACCCCCAUCGUGUCAUCUAUGCUGUGUCUGACCCGCUACCACCUGGGCACUGUGGCCAAAGGCUCCUUCAUCAUCACCUUGGUGGAGAUCCCUCGCCUCAUCCUCACCUACAUCCACAACCAGCUGAAAGGAAAAGAGAAUGCCUGUGCUCGCUGUAUGUUGAAAUCCUGCAUCUGCUGCUUGUGGUGCCUGAAGAAGUGUCUAAUGUACCUGAAUCAAAACGCGUACACGGCGACAGCGAUCAACAGCACCAGUUUCUGUACGUCGGCGCGUGACGCCUUCGUCAUCCUGGUAGAGAAUGCCCUCAGAGUGGCCACCAUCAACACCGUGGGGGACUUUGUCCUCUUCCUGGGAAAGGUACUGAUCGUCUCCUGCACUGCGUUCGUAGGCGUAUUGUCGCUCAACUACCAGCGGGACUACACGGUGUGGGUGCUGCCCCUGCUCAUCGUCUGCCUGUUCUCCUGGCUGGUGGCCCACUGCUUCCUGUCCGUCUUUGAGAUCGUGGUGGACGUGCUCUUCCUCUGCUUCGCCGUGGACACCAAGCACAACGACGGCAGCCCCGGCCGAGAGUUCUACAUGGACAAGGCCCUCAUGGAGUUUGUAGAGAACAGUAAGAAUAUGGCGGGAAGGGAUCGGCCCGAGGCAGAUGGAGACGGUCGUGAGAUGAAGCCUAUGACUCAUGGAGGAGGGACUUUAGCUUGACCAAACCAGAAGACGGAAACCAAAAGGCAUUC